Molecule: messenger RNA, 3030 nt
Organism: Oreochromis niloticus (Nile tilapia)
Lineage: Eukaryota; Metazoa; Chordata; Actinopteri; Cichliformes; Cichlidae
Gene: ano6
Product: anoctamin 6
Exons: 20
Coding region: 226-2901 (891 amino acids)
Biological process (GO): calcium activated phosphatidylserine scrambling; calcium activated phosphatidylcholine scrambling; chloride transmembrane transport
Cellular component (GO): plasma membrane
Molecular function (GO): chloride channel activity; protein dimerization activity
Source: RefSeq, a predicted model, not a curated record
GCCCCACCCGUUUCACACUCGUACAAGUCGCUGCAUAAAAACUUCACUGAUCCAACGCUGUGAACUGAACCAAGAAUGCGCGGAGGCUGUGCCUUGAAAUCACAGUGAGAACCAGCACGCUAGUUGGUUUCUGGUUGUAUAGUUGUUUUUUUUUUAACUUUUUGUUUGUGAAGUGAUGACACUGGAGCUGUCGGCAGGACUAUAAGCGACCACGACAUCCUCGAGAUGGAGUCCGACAUGGAGGGGGAUAUAGAGCUGGGCAUGAUAGAGGAGGAAGUUGUAUACCCAGAGGAGUUUUUACCAACUUAUCACUCUAUCAAAGAAGGAGGAAAUGUAAUUAAAGCACAAGAGGUAGAGUUUAAUGACAAACCAGACUCCCUGUUCUUCAAUGAUGGUGUAAGGAGGAUUGACUUUGUCCUGGCGUAUGAAGAUGAGGACAAGAAGGAGUAUGAGAAGAGGCAUGUCUUCCAGAGACGCAAGAACCGGCGAGAAUGCUUUGAGGACAACCUGAUGAAGAUGGGCAUGGAGUUGGAGGCCACACAAUCUGUUUUAGAUGAAAAACUCGUGUUUUUGAAAGUUCACAUGCCAUGGGAUGUGCUGUGCACCUAUGCCGAGGUCCUGCAUAUCAAGCUUCCCAUACAGUCCAACGACAUGUCGGCCCGCCCCUCCCCGUGGCGCUUUUUCUCCUGCAUCACCAAGCACUUCUAUCCCGAUGAGAAACUGAUCAGUAAGGAGUCCGAGUUCUUCACCGCCCCCUUUGAGAAGAAUCGACAAGAUCUCUUCUGUAUCAAGGACAAAGAUCACUUCUUCACUCCAUCGAUGAGGAGCAGGAUGGCGUAUUACAUCCUGAGCCGAGCCCCCUAUGAAAUACGAGGAAACAUAAAGAAGUUUGGCAUCACCAAACUGCUGGACGGUGGAGUUUACAAAGCGGCCUAUCCCAUCCACGAUUGUCGGUUCAAUGUCAAGUCCCAAGAACCAGAGUGUCCCAAUGAAAGAUACCUGCUCUAUGAAGAAUGGGCUCAUCCCAAAAGCUUCUACAAGAUGCAACCGCUUGACCUCAUACGGCACUACUAUGGUGAGAAGAUUGGCAUCUACUUUGCCUGGUUGGGUUUCUACACGAGAAUGCUCACUUGGGCUGCUGUUGUUGGGAUCGGCUGUUUCAUCUACGGGUACUAUACCCGGGACACCAGCACCUGGAGCAAAGAAGUGUGCGACCCUGAUAUUGGGGGAAAAAUAGUCAUGUGUCCACAGUGUGACACGUGCCAAUACUGGACAUUAAACAGCACCUGUAACACUUCGAAAAAUCUUUGCAUAUUUGAUAACUUUGGAACGUUAGUGUUUGCAGUUUUCAUGUCAGUCUGGGUGACUUUGUUCCUAGAGUUCUGGAAGCGCUACCAGGCAGAGCUGGAGUACGAGUGGGACACUGUGGAGUUCCUGGAACAGGAAGAGCCACCUCGCCCAGAAUAUGAAGCCAAAUGUAUCCAUGAGAGGAAAAACCCCAUUACAGGGGUGAAGGAAAGCGUGCCAUACACAGCCUGUGGACGAUGUGUCCGUGUGUCGAUAGGAAUGACAACAGUCAUAUUCUGGAUAAUGUUGAUCCUGGCAUCUGUUGUGGCCAUCACUGUAUACCGCCUGGCUGUCUUCUUUACUUUUUCUCGUGAACUGAGGUAUACAAACUUGACAAUUGCUGAGCCAAUAAAGGAGUAUGUGACACCUCAGAUGGCCACUUCUGUCACAGCAUCACUGAUUAGCUUUGUUGUAAUCAUGAUCCUCAAUACUCUAUAUGAGCGGGUCGCCAUCUGGAUCACAGACUUCGAGCUUCCACGAACCAAGACGGACUAUGAGAACAGCUUGACUCUGAAGAUGUUCCUCUUUCAAUUUGUCAACUAUUACUCCUCAUGUUUCUACAUCGCCUUUGCAAAGGGGAAAGCAGUUGGCUAUCCAGGAAAGCCUGUUUAUCUUUUGGGAAAAUACAGAAAUGAGGAGUGUGAUCCGGGUGGUUGUUUGAUCGAGCUGACGACUCAGCUGGCAAUCAUCAUGGGUGGAAAAGCCAUCUGGAACAACAUCCAAGAGGUCUUGAUACCGUGGUUGAAGAAUUUAAUUUAUCGCCGCUGCGCCCAUGUGACAACGGAGAAAGUGAUUCCUCGCUGGGAGCAGGACUACCAGCUCCAACCCAGCUCAAAAUUAGGACUGUUCUAUGAAUACCUUGAGAUGGUCAUCCAAUUUGGCUUUGUGACCCUGUUUGUGGCCUCCUUCCCUCUGGCUCCGGCCCUGGCGCUGCUCAACAAUAUAAUAGAAAUUCGGGUUGAUGCUUGGAAACUCACCACUCAGUUUCGCCGUGCUGUGCCAGAGAAGGCACAGCACAUAGGAGCCUGGCAGCCCAUUCUUCAAGGCAUCACUAUCCUGGCUGUGGUAACAAAUGCCAUGAUCAUUGCUUUCACGUCGGACAUGAUCCCACGGCUGGUCUACUACUGGUCUUUCUCAGUGUACCCCUACGGAAAUAAUACUGAAAACACCAUGAAGGGCUACAUCAACAGCUCGCUGUCGGUAUUCAGUACCAACGAUUUUCAAACAGUUGAUGAUGACUAUAUCCACACGCCUCCCAACCUAACCACUUGCAGGUAUCGAGAUUAUCGGUUUCCCCCCGGGCACCCCAAACAGUACGAAUACAACAUGUUCUACUGGCAUGUGAUCGCUGCCAAAAUGGCUUUUAUAAUUGUUGUAGAGCACAUCGUUUAUUUUACCAAGUUCAUCCUGGCCUACAUAAUCCCUGACGUCCCGUAUGCUGUUAAAGAACAAAUCAAACGGGAAAAAUACCUGACCCAGGUGAUCCUCCACGAGACCAACCUGAAGCUGGUGUCCAAACGUUUAAAGGCAACUGAAACUGAAACUGAAAGCUGAGCAUUUACAAAAGAGGGACUUGGAGGUGGAUGAAAACGGAUUGGACACAAAAGCAGAACCUUUUAAGUGUGUCACAAGAAGAGUGUUCUUUCUCUGUAUUCAAUUCAAUUUUAUUUAUACAGCACCAAA